AUGACAAUUUAUUCCAAAGAAAGCGAGCUUUCCGGCAGAAGGCGGCCGGCGCAGCACAUGGUGCUGGUCUUCGACUUCGGCUCUCAGGUGUCGCGGCUGAUCAUCCGGCGCCUGCGCGCCGUUGGGGUGUACGCGGAGCUCAUGUCGUGCACAGCAACUCUGGAGGAAGUGGCUGCGGCGCGCCCCGCUGCAGUGGUCCUCAGCGGGGGCCCCUCCUCCGUGUACGAAGAGGGGGCCCCCCACCUGCGGCGGGAAGUGUGGCAGCUGCUGCAGCAGCAGCAAAUUCCCAUUUUGGGGAUUUGUUAUGGCAUGCAAGAAAUAGUGCAGCAGCUGGGGGGCUCUGUGGCAGGCGAGGGGCCCCGGGAGUACGGCAAGACGGAGAUAACUCUGAGUCCCUUGCCUGCGGAGCCUGUGCUGGACGCUGCUGCUGCUGCUGCUGCAGCAGAGGCCGCAGCAGCAGCAGCAGACGCAGCAGCAGCAGCAGCGCCGGACCACUGGUCAGUCCCUGCUGCCCACGGCCCCACACCUUUUCUUGCAGACCUUUUCUAUGGAAUUGAGGGGCCCCAAGUGACAGUCUGGAUGAGCCACGGAGACACAGUCCAGAGUUUGCCUUCUUCAUUUACAACGCUGGCGUCCACAGCGAACUGCCCCAUUGUUGCUGCUGCUGCGCCCGCGAGGCGUCUGUACACCCUGCAGUUCCACCCCGAAGUGACGCACACGGCCUGCGGCGCGCAGCUGCUGCGCAACUUUGCGCAGCGCGUCGCGCGGCUGCCGCUGCAGUGGGGCAUGCAGAACUUUUUGCCGCAGCAAAUUGAGCUGCUGCAGCAGCAAGUGAGCGGCCGCGAAGUCAUAGGGGCGCUCUCGGGGGGCGUGGACUCCACAGUGGCUGCUGCGCUGCUGCACCGCGCCAUCGGCAACAGGUUCCACGGCUUCUUCAUCGACACCGGGCUCCUCAGGAAAAACGAAGCCGCGGAAACAAUGGAGUCGUUGCGGGCCUGUUUUCCGGAUUUGUCGAUCGAGUGUAUCGACGCCAGCGAGAAGUUUUUCGCUGCUUUGAAAGGAGUUAAAGAUCCAGAACAAAAAAGAAAAAUAAUUGGAGCUUUAUUUAUUGAAGUUUUCGAAGAAGCAGUUCAAAAGAAGAAAAUCCCCACCAAGGGCACUUUUCUGCUGCAGGCUUUACGACCUGGGAUCCGGUUUAUGUGUGCGGUCGAGGGCACUUUGUACCCGGACGUGGGGACUUUGUACCCGGACGUGAUAGAGUCUGUUUCUUUCAAAGGGCCUUCUCAAACAAUAAAGACUCACCACAAUGUCGGGGGUCUUCCUGAGAAAAUGCAGUUGGAGGUUUUGGAGCCUUUGAGGGAUUUGUUCAAAGGCUGGACUCUACAACCAGAUUGCACAGGCAAGCAGCAGCAGCAGCAGCAGCAGCAGCAGCAGCAGCAGCAGCAGCAGCAGGAGGAGCAGCAGCAGCUGCUGCUGCAGCAGCAGCAUGCUGCUGCAGCAGCUGCAGCAGCAGCAGCAGCUGCAGCAGCUGCUGCUGAUGUGCAGCAGGGGCUGCAGCAGGGGCUGCAGCAGCUGCUGCAGUAG
Eimeria necatrix is the source of this 1584-nucleotide messenger RNA. RefSeq names its product GMP synthase, putative. Gene Ontology annotation, biological process: GMP biosynthetic process. Gene Ontology annotation, molecular function: GMP synthase activity; GMP synthase (glutamine-hydrolyzing) activity; ATP binding. The coding region runs from base 1 to 1584 and encodes 527 amino acids. The transcript is spliced from 8 exons. The record is from RefSeq and is a predicted model, not a curated record. NCBI's taxonomy places the organism in Eukaryota, Apicomplexa, Conoidasida, Eucoccidiorida, Eimeriidae. Gene Ontology annotation, cellular component: cytosol.